Neurospora tetrasperma FGSC 2508 is the source of this 381-nucleotide messenger RNA. RefSeq lists its product as uncharacterized. Lineage: Eukaryota; Fungi; Ascomycota; Sordariomycetes; Sordariales; Sordariaceae. The coding region runs from base 1 to 381 and encodes 126 amino acids. The transcript is spliced from 2 exons. The record is from RefSeq and is a predicted model, not a curated record.
AUGUUAUCACCCCGCCUCUUCUCCCGGACUCUGCUCCGGCCCCGCCUGACUUUUCUCCAAGCCCGCGGCAGCCCUCGCCAGCCGGUGGUGACAAAGGGACAAAAGAAGAAUAUUCAUAAAAAGAGGGAGGCGGAAGAUGAUUUUGGUGGACCGGGUGGGCAGGAGUUGUAUCCUUGGGCUAGUGCUGUUCACCGGAAGUAUGCAACCCGCACUGCCGUCGGCGUGGCCGCCACCUGCGCCGUACUUUACACCUCCAAGAUGCUGGAGCGCAAGGGAUUCUUCAACCAGCCCGGCGAUCGGUAUGUGCUGACGCAUGAUAAUACCAAGGGAGAGUUGGGGGACGUGAUGAUGUUGAGGGUCAGAAAUGGCCAGGUUGUGUAA